Messenger RNA from Papaver somniferum (opium poppy), 540 nucleotides. Its product is annotated as ribonuclease HI-like. The transcript has a single exon. The record is from RefSeq and is a predicted model, not a curated record. Gene Ontology annotation, molecular function: RNA-DNA hybrid ribonuclease activity; nucleic acid binding. Lineage: Eukaryota; Viridiplantae; Streptophyta; Magnoliopsida; Ranunculales; Papaveraceae. The coding region runs from base 1 to 540 and encodes 179 amino acids.
AUGGAAUACAAAAAAGAUCAACCAAUAAAGCAUCAAAGAAUUAUUGAAGUGAGUUUCUUCUUACCUGCAAGAGAUCAGAUACUUAUAUGUUGUGAUGGGUCCUCUAGGGGCAAUCCAGGUGCAGCAGGAUAUGGUUUUGUGUGCAGAGAUGAAAUGGGAUGUUGUAUAUAUGUUGAAGCUACUGGCCUGGGAAUUGCAACUAAUUACAUUGCAGAACUAAUGGCUAUUACAGGUGCAGCUGAAUGGGCUAUACAGAACAACAAACUUAAUGUAUGCUUUAACUCUGAUUCUAAAGCAGCAGUGAGUGCAUACAUAUCAGGAAGGCUGCCUUGGUUCAUGCAGGUAAGAUGGAAGAGAUUAAAGGAACUAUUGCAUAAUAUCAAAUUUGUACAUAGCUUGAGAGAAGUGAAUUUCUCUGAUGACUCCAUGGAAAAGAAGGGUGCAAGAUUGGUGAGAGGGGAGAAGAUCAUUUUCAACUCAAAACCAAGUUUCAUCCCAGCUUUGGAAUCUCCUGAGCAAAUAUACUAUAGGUUUUGCUAG